UCGCGAUGCAGUAUUGACACGGCGUGAUGAUGAGGCUCGAAGCAUCGGACAAGCAGCAUCGGUACCACAAUUUGCUGGACGAUGAUCAUGCUAAUGAAAUGCUAGAGAGCGAAGGUGCGGGCCUGGCGGCGCGGGUGGCGGAGCUCGAAGUGAAGUGCUCCAGACAGGCCGAAGAAUUACUCUGCUUGCGAUCUACUCUAGCAGACGCCUUACGAAGACUCAACGCUCUUGAAGGACGCGCGCCUGCCACGUCCAGCGCUCAGAGGAACGGGGGAACAACUUAUACAGAACGCACAACAGGGACGCCUACUCGAGAAUUAAGAAUCAGACAACCUUCCUACAGAGAGAGCGUCAAACGCACCUCCAGUUACGGGUCAACAGCUUCAUCCCUAUCACAGAGACGCGGUCCACAGCAUCAAUCAACGGGUUCACUACAAUCAGACUCGCCUGCAUCAUCUUCAUCUCUCUCGCCCGCACCCUCCCCCUCCCCCCGCGCAACUCCCGCGCCCCUCACACCGCACCCCGUGCAACCCUACAGAUCGCGCAAUAACUCGUCAUCCGGCAACCAGAGUCCGUCGCCGGCCACCAACAACCUGACCAAACGGUGGAAUUCUACUGGAGAUUUCAACUCACAGGGCUUAUUACCCAGUACGAGGUUUACAACAACAAAAUCGUUGCUAAAUUUGUAUUCUAAGCCGUCGCAAAAUGGUCCCAUACUGAAACACGGCACUCACACCUGUCAAUACAAUGAAGAGGAUGGCUCCGUCAGGAUGUUCAUAAGGGGCCGUCCAGUGAUACUGUACGCGCCGAGUGACCAUGAUAACUUGGACCUUUCGAAGGUCGCGCCACCGCCGCAGAACAAGCUCAAGUUAGAAUGGGUAUAUGGAUAUAGAGGCAAAGACUGUCGCAGCAAUUUAUAUCUCCUACCGACGGGUGAGAUAGUGUACUUCGUGGCGGCAGUGGUUGUACUGUUCAACGUCGACGAGCAGUGCCAGCGGCACUACACCGGACACACGGACGAUGUCAAGUGUAUCGCGGUACAUCCAAACAAGCUGGUGAUAGCUAGCGGCCAGUGCGCUGGACACGAUCGAGUGGACGCUAGACCUCACGUCCGAGUAUGGAACUCUGUAUCUCUGGCCACUUUGGCUGUGAUCGGAGCCGGUCACAUAGAGCGUGCGGUGGCCUGCAUAACCUUCUCAAGAGCUGAUGGGGGUGCUUUACUCGCCUGUGUAGACGAUGGGCCCGACCACACCAUCUCCGUUUGGGAGUGGCAGAGGUCCGAUAAAGGACACUGUUUGGCUGAAACUAAGUGUUCAGUGGACACAGUGGUGGCAGCGGAAUUCCACCCAUUAGAUAGGAACCAAAUCGUGACCUGUGGCAAAGGUCACAUCGCGUUCUGGACACUGGACGCGUCUAACGUCCUGUAUAAGAGGAUGGGCAUCUUCGAAACUCGAGACAAGCCGAAGUAUGUCACUUGUCUUGGAUUCAAUCAUAAUGGUGAUGUAAUCUCGGGUGAUUCAAAUGGAAAUCUCAUAGUUUGGGGAAGGGGGACGAACACUAUACAAAAGUUAGUCCGAGGGGUGCAUGAGGGUGCAGUUUUUUCUAUAUGCAGCUUGAAGGACGGGGGGGUCGUGUCCGGGGGAGGCAAGGAUGGGAGACUGGUGCUGUUUGACGCUGAUCUGAAUGCUAGUGGAACUGAGAAUGUGAUCGAGGGUCACUACGGCGGUGUUCGCGUCGUAGCAGAAGGUCGAGGUAAUCAGUUGUUCGUGGGCACCACGAAGAACUGUAUCCUACACGGUGACUUGCAGCUGGGAUUCGUGCCUGCUGUUUUAGGUCACGUGGAUGAAGUAUGGGGUCUCGCGUGCCAUCCCACGCUACCCCAGUUUGCUUCUGCAGGCUGGGACUGCCUUCUCCAGCUGUGGGACGCGCUCAGCCACUCGACCGUGUGGAGCAAGGACAUCGAGGAACGUGCGCAGUGCGUGGCGUGGUCUGGAGACGGGGGCGCGCUGGCGGUGGGCUGCGCGUCGGGGCGCUGGCUCGUGUUCCAGCCGGACAGCAGGGAGCUGCUGGCGCGGCACCAGGACGGCACGGAACCGAUUCAAACAAUCCAGUACUCGCCCAACAACCAAUACGUGGCGAUCGGCUCCCGCGACAACUUCAUAUACAUUUACCAGGUGGACGACGAGGGCGCGAGGUAUUCUAGACUUGGGAAGUGCCUUGGUCAUUCAAGCUUUAUCACCCACCUGGAUUGGUCGGAAGACAGCCAAUACAUAAGAAGCAAUUCAGGGGAUUAUGAAUUACUAUUCUGGAACGCUACAACGUGCCGCCAGGUGACGUCGGGUGCGUCACUGCGGGACGUCCGCUGGGCGACCGCGCACUGCCCCAUCUCCUUCCAUAGCGUGGGCGUGUGGCCGGAGGGCGCCGACGGCACCGACAUCAACUCCUGCGCGCGAACACACGACGGUCGACUCGCAGCCACAGGAGACGACUUCGGCAAAGUGAAACUGUACGCGUAUCCCGUCACACAGCCAAAAUCGCUGAGCGCGGCGCACGGCGGCCACUCGGCGCACGUGACGGCGGUGCGCUUCCUGCCGGACGACACGCGCCUGCUGUCCGCCGGCGGCCGCGACGCCGCGCUGCUGCAGUGGCUCGUCGACUAGGCCUGCGCGGCUCAUCGACUGCGGAGUGGAUCGUCGACUGUGACAAAGUGGAUCAUCAACUGUGACAAAGUGGAUCAUCAAGUGUGACAAAGUGGAUCAUCAACUGUGACAAAGUGGAUCAUCGACUGUAACAAAGUGGAUCAUCGACUGUAACAAAGUGGAUCAUCGACUGUGACAAAGUGGAUCAUCGACUACGACGUGGUGGAUUAUCGACUGCGACAAAGUGGAUCAUCGACUGCGACUUGAUGGAUCAUCGACUGCGACGUGGUUGAUCAUCGACUGCGACGUAGUAGAUCAUCGACUGCGACGUGGUGGAUCAUCGACUGCGACGUAGUGGACCAUCGAUAACACUGGAGUAGAUCAUCGGCUACAUCAUAAUGAAUUGUCAACUACAUAGUAAUGGAUCCCUAAACUAGAAUACAAUGGAUCAUCAUGUUUACUAUGUUAUGUAAUUAACUAAAUGAAGCAAACCAAUAAAGACAGCUUGUAAUGUCAUAAAAUACAUCUUGAUGUGUUGUCCACUGCGUCACACUGUAGACGAUUUCACAGCGGUGAGCCGUAUACAGCAUGAUCAUAUACAAGAAUGACGAGAUGAAAUCUACAUUUAAAUGAAAGAAAUCGGCGUUGAACUAUUUGAUUUAAAAAAGGCAUUAGUUUAGCCGUUGUAUCCAAAUGGUUACUACUAUACUCGAGUUAAAGGUAAUAGCUACAAUUUCUUAAUUAGACAAAUGUACUGGCAAUAAAAUAAAAAUCUAAAACGCUAUAAUAAAUUAUAACCAGGCUUUAAUACAUUCCUUGUUUUAAUAUAAAACGGCCAGUAACGCACUUAAAGAGUUUGAUGUUUCAUGUUUGACGGCUUUUUAUAAUAAACACAGGAGCUUCUCAGCUAGAUCUAAUGUGAUUUUUAUGGAGCUUAAUGCUAAUUUAAUGUGCACUGCGAUUCAAUUGCAUAAAAUUAGGUCUAAUUAUGUUUAUAUAUCUGAAUAGAUCUUAACGUUUAUUAUAUAAUGUAAGUUUUUUUUAAGAUUUUAGUUGUAGCCUUAUUUUAUAUCAUUAAAUUACAUUUAUGUACAAGAAUAUGUACAAAGUUAAAUUUAGUUCAGUACAAAUAUCAUUUAACUUUUUGGUCAGUACGGUAACGAUAAUUUAUUACUUUUUAAUUGAAUUUUCAAUAAACAUAUAGGGGAUGGGUGUUCAUCGAAUCAUAUAAUAAUUGAAUAUAUUGAAAAAAAUAUUUUAAAAAAUAUAUAAGAAAGAAAAUUUGGUGCUUAACCCGUAUUGUCUAAAAAUAUAUUGUGUAUUUUUUUAAUCAUCUAAUAAGUUUUAUUUGUAUAACGUAUGUUUUGUUUGUAGUGCGGUUGUGAUAGGUCUGAUUGUGUGCGUUGUCUGCAUUCCGUCGAAUUAUUCGCUUGAAAAUAUCUUUUAAGUAUUAUUUAUAAUAAAACACGAGUAAUAUUUUAGUAUUUUUUACACUUGUAACACUGUGAAUAAUGUUUAGAUUUUUACGCAUACUUUAUUAUCUAUAAGAAUGUUUGUGGCACUUUUUAAAUGUAUUAUUUAUAACGCCGUAAUUAAUAUUGUGUAGUUUUUUUUUUUUUAAUUUUAAGUUCGCAUAACUGAUUUAAUAGUUUUAAAUAUAAGUACAAAUGUUGCUUAACAUUUAAAAAUGAUUGGAAUUCUAUAAAAUUUAUGUUAUAUUAAAAUCGCACAAUACUUCAUUCGGAAUAUGAUUUUCACUUUUUUUUAUAUAAAUUAACAUUUCUUAUUUUCAUUUUCAUUAGUAACCUAGUCACUGAGUACAUUUUCAUUUCGGAUUCCAUUGUAGUUAAGCACUAAUAAUUAUGUAGUCUUUUGUUGUAUAUACUAUUAAUGUACGGCGGCCUUGUCCGCCUUUUGAAUGUGCCUCUAAUAAAAACGAUGUUUACUGAA
Messenger RNA from Melitaea cinxia (Glanville fritillary), 4589 nucleotides. Its product is annotated as echinoderm microtubule-associated protein-like 2. Gene Ontology annotation, biological process: microtubule cytoskeleton organization. The transcript is spliced from 19 exons. Bases 27 to 2660 code for a protein of 877 amino acids. Gene Ontology annotation, molecular function: microtubule binding. NCBI's taxonomy places the organism in Eukaryota, Metazoa, Arthropoda, Insecta, Lepidoptera, Nymphalidae. Gene Ontology annotation, cellular component: mitotic spindle. The record is from RefSeq and is a predicted model, not a curated record.